AUGACGUCCUCCCAUUCUAACCGCGCAUGCGUGGAUCUGGGAGCACGCAGCGUGGCGAUCGGCGGUGCGCUGAGUCCGAUUACCGAUCCACAGAAAGAGCCGAAUAUCACUGAUGAUCAGCGUGCCCUGAUGAUAUGUGUAGCCCCAGCAGCGCCAUCUGUCAGUGUCCAUCAGUGCCAGCUCUCAGUGCCCAUCCAUGCCACCUGCCAGUGCCCAUCCAUGCCACCUGCCAGUGCCCAUCAAUGCCACAUAUCAGUGCCCAUCUGAGCUGCCUUUCAGUGUCACCUAUAAAUGCCAGUCAGUGGCACCUAUCAGUGCCGCCUGUCAGUGCCGCCUGUCAGUGCCGCCUGUCAGUGCCGCCUGUCAGUGCCAUAUAUCAGUGCUGCCUUUCAGUGCCCAUCAGUGAUGCCUGUCAAUGUCCAUCAGUG
Molecule: messenger RNA, 428 nt
Organism: Staurois parvus
Lineage: Eukaryota; Metazoa; Chordata; Amphibia; Anura; Ranidae
Source: the annotation of a GenBank genome assembly